Messenger RNA from Aspergillus niger, 1443 nucleotides. RefSeq lists its product as uncharacterized. Gene Ontology annotation, molecular function: oxidoreductase activity. NCBI's taxonomy places the organism in Eukaryota, Fungi, Ascomycota, Eurotiomycetes, Eurotiales, Aspergillaceae. The transcript has a single exon. The record is from RefSeq and is a predicted model, not a curated record. Bases 1 to 1443 code for a protein of 480 amino acids.
AUGGCUCUUCAACUCCUUUCUCUACUCUGUCUUAUCCUCACCACAGCAGCCUUCCCCGUCUCCGAAGUGGACGUCGCAAUCAUCGGCGCAGGCUUAUCCGGCCUUUCCGCCGCCAAGGACCUCGCCGCCGCCGGCAGGUCUUUUGCUAUACUUGAAGCCCGCGAUCGCGUCGGAGGCCGUGUCCUGAACGUCGAACUUCCAGGCGGUAUUGUUGAGGAAGUUGGGGCCGAGUUUGUGGGUCCAACGCAGGACCGGGUUCUAGCACUUGCUGCUGAGCUCGGUUUGACUACCUAUCCGACCUAUAACACUGGAAACUGCACUUUACUAAGAAACGGUACGGUUACCAAUUAUCCAUGCGAAUUGGGUAGUGGUAGCCUUCCUCCCUUGACCACUGAGGCUUUAAUCGAGGUUUUCACACUCCAGCAGCAACUGAAUGCCCUCGCCGCCGAAAUCGAUGUGGAGACACCCUGGGACCAUCCCAACGCCUCUAUAUGGGACACUAUGACUCUGGAGACCUUUCUCGCCUCGCAGCUUACAUUGUCUGAUGCGAGGUUUCUCCUCAAUACAUUCGUUACUGGGAUCUUGGCUACUGAGGCUAAUGAGCCGUCGCUGCUUUAUAUGCUCGCUUAUAUCGCGGCGAGUGGGAAUGAGACUGAGGUCGGAACUUUGGAUCGGCUUAUUGAUGUGGCGGGAGGAGCGCAAGAGAGUCGUAUAGUUGGCGGAACGCAGCUGAUAGCGUUGAGAUUAGCAGACAGACUUGGAGCAGAGAAUAUUAACCUCCGCAGUCCUGUUCAGAGAGUCCUGCACUGUAACGGACGGUACAUGAUCAACACAAACGGUACCCAAAUCAGCGCAAAGCGAGUCAUCGUCGCAAUGUCCCCACCCAUGGCUGCACGCAUCUCGUACGACCCGCCCCUCCCCCCAGCACGAGACCAACUCACUCAGCGCAUGGGCAUGGGCUCAAUCGGCAAAGCAAUCGCUAUUUAUCCCACCCCUUGGUGGCGUGAACAGGGGUGGAAUGCGCAAGCGCUGGCUGAUACAGGCAUUAUCCGCAUCACGUUUGACAACACCCCGGCUGAUGUAUCCUUUGGGGCUAUCAUGGGGUUCAUUGUCGGGGACGAAAUGAGACGCGUGGACAAGAUGAACAAGACGGAGAUUGAAGCAGCAGUCAUUGACAGCUUCGUGGGUAUGUUUGGUCCACAAGCUGCGCAUCCCGACCGUGUGAUCGUUCAGCGUUGGGACUGGGAGGAGUAUUCGCGCGGCGGUCCGGUCGCAUAUGCGCCUCCUAGUGUGCUCACUGAUUAUGGAGCGCAUCUUAGGGAGUCGGUGGAUGGAAUUUACUUUGCUGGGACGGAGGCGUCCUUCUACUGGACUGGGUAUAUGGAUGGGGCUGUUCGGUCCGGGGAACGUGUGGCGGCGGAGGUGUUGAGAUCGUUGCAGUGA